Messenger RNA from Anoplophora glabripennis (Asian longhorned beetle), 1133 nucleotides. Its product is annotated as chymotrypsin-1-like. Gene Ontology annotation, molecular function: serine-type endopeptidase activity. The transcript has 8 exons. Gene Ontology annotation, biological process: proteolysis. NCBI's taxonomy places the organism in Eukaryota, Metazoa, Arthropoda, Insecta, Coleoptera, Cerambycidae. The record is from RefSeq and is a predicted model, not a curated record. The coding region runs from base 1 to 1047 and encodes 348 amino acids.
AUGACUUUCUUCAUUUUAAAUCAAACUAAAACUGAAGAGAAUUUUAUUUCAUCUUCAAGCGGCGAAAACUCCGAUGAUUUAAUGGGAUCGGUUACCGAAGAAAUAAUUAUUGUUAAAGCUAAAAAGAAUAAGGCUGUUUGUAACUGCGGAUAUUUAUUUACAUCAUGUUUUGCUGGCAAUGUCAGUAGUGUUCAUGACAACAGAGUUCAGAGUUUUUAUGACGUCGCCACUAAGCAAGGUUUUCCCCGACAUACAAAAAAAAUCCAGGUAUCGUUACAAAGAAAUGGGACACACUUUUGUGGCGGAACGAUACUGGACGAAACUCACAUAUUAACUGCUGCACAUUGUGUCUGUGAUGAUGAUUGGGAUGUACUUGAUGUAUUGGAAGUUAAAUUUACUUCUCUUGAAUUAGAUGAUCCAAACGCAGUGUCAAUUCAUAUUGACAGUGUAAUCUGUAACAAUUACGACAUCUUGGAGUUAAUAAGAGAUACUGCUAUACUAAAUUUAGUAGAGACAAUUCCUGCGUCAUUCUUUGAGCCCGUAAAGUUGCCAGAAAGUAACUUUUCCACUGCAUUGCCUUUGUAUGGGAUAGUGGUGGGAUGGGGAUUAACAAAAACAGCUGGAGCAACUUCCAAUAUUCUUCAAAAAGUCGACGUUGUUGUUUACAAUGACGCUUUAUGCGAAAAGAGCUACUUUGGAACUAGGAAUAUAAAACAUCAAAUAUGUUCUGGGUGGCCCCUAAAUGACAGAGGCUCAUGCCAGGGAGAUUCUGGAGGACCACUGUUGGUCGGUGGUGUUCAGAUUGGAGUGAUAUCUUUUGGUGACGAUUCCGAUUGUGCUGUCAGUGAUGCAGAUACUCCUAAAAUUUCUGCAAGAGUAAGUGCUUAUUUGGAAUGGAUAUAUAAUGUCAUCGAACCUGAUGAAGAAACCAUCACGAGUGCUGUACUGCAAAUAAGUAUUAAAAAUGAAGCAGACCAAAGUCUGGGAAUUAUAACAGAACAAAUACGAGGAACUAACAACGGGUCUAACAAAUCAAGGAAUGUCUAAUUCAUAUGUCUUAUUAUAUUUGUGCAAUACUCUGUAUUACAAUUAUUACAUAAUGUUUGGUCUUAAAUAAAGCAACUGAAAGCAAA